AUGGAAACACAAACACAACAGCCACAACACCAACAACACCCUCAACAGCAGCACCAACACCAACCGGCAACAAGGCUGGUCUCCCACUGGGCAAAGUCUACCCCCGAGGAAGGCAUCCAGCUCAUCUUCAACAAAACAGACACCGACAACGCUCCCGCUGGAGUCCGCAUCCUCACCUCCCCUACAUCCAUCGAACGGCCCUGCCAAUGGGACAUCUGUCUCCGACUCCGAGCCAGCAUCUGGUUGAGCUCUGCUGAACAUGGCGGAGGACAAGGUGGGGAUGGUCAAGGAGAUGGAGGAGGAGGAGGCGGGAAUAUGAACUUUGAGGAUCCAAUGAACCCUGGUCGCGCUCGGUGCGACUCCUACCGGACUAUCUAUAUCUACAGCCCCCGACUUCGACGAGACAUCCAUGUCCAGCCCAUCAACCGGGACGUCUGGCCCCAAACAGUGGUAUUCAAGUGCGAAGACGUGACCGACGAGGAACACAAGUACCACUUCCAGAUAUGGCUUUCGGGUGCCAGCCCACGCCAGACUGAUGCCGAGACAGACGCUCGAACAACCCAACAAAAGAACCUGCUCUUUGCUAUGCGUCAAGAUACCUCUACUUGCAAUGUCCAGAUAUGUAUCAGAGAUCCACCGCCUCCAAUGACUGUCCCGCAGGCCUGUCUUGAGACUGCGUCAUCCAGGGUGUUUGCCAAGCAGGCUGCGAAUCUUGGUAGUCCUGGUGGACAUUUUAUGGAUGGUGGUUGCUACAGCCGAGAUUACAGCAACAACGGCAACUAUUGCAAUGCACCUUUGGUCACUGCCUCUUCCGCUCCUCCAGGAACGACAUACGUCAAACACGACAUCAAACACGCCCACAAACCCCAUGACAACAACAGCAACAACGAAUACUCUACAGAACCUGCCAGGGCAACAUUCUGGGCACACAAGACAAUCCUUGAGUCGGUCCCAUUCUUCUCUCGGAUGCUGAGCAGUGGGUGGUUUAAGGAAGGUCAACCGGGUCCGGAUGGGAUCUUUAGGAUCAAUCUUUCGAACGAUAUGUUUGAGCCCAAGAUCAUGGACACCUUGCUCGAUUAUGUCUACACCCGUGAGCCAAUCCACGAUGACGAGUCCAUGGGUAACGACGAUAAUAUCGACAAGACCAACAAUGGCAACGGAAAUGGCGAUGGCUACUAUAACAAUAACAACAUCAACUACAGCAACAGCAAUGCCCGCUACGCGGAAGACUACGGGUCAAUGACCGACUCGCCAACAAUAGACAGACGCCACUAUGUCAGCGCAAACGUCGCCCUCAACUUACAAACCGACGUCUCGGAACCCUCACCGGCACGACCUCACCACCCCCAAUUAAAUCCUUACUCUCAACCGCCCACAACAGCAGGGCGUAGCUCAUCCUGGCCCUUCACACCACCAACAACCACAGGCCACGGCCAUUGCCUCGACACCCCAUCCACUCUCACUUCCCUGCCCCCACCAACACCCAACCCAAUACACCCCUACAAAUCCCGACACACAAACUCCCUUCGCACGCGCUUGAAUCCCGAAGACUGGUUCCUCCUCUACCGCGCCGCCAUCCACAUGGAAGAUCUCCCACUGCAAGCCCAAGCACUCUACAAGAUCCAAGCUCAACUCAACGUCCAAUCUGCUCUCGAGCGUGCUCUGACUUGGGGACCGGGUUACCCAGAGAUCAAAAGGGUAGUGUUGAAGUAUGUGUUUGAUGAGCGACGGGCAAUCUUUGGAGACGAAGAGCGCAACCAGUUGAGACCAUACUUGUGGCCCGAGAUUGAGGAUCAGGUGGAUGUUCUUGUCGAGAUUACGAGCAAGAUUGCUCGGCAGUGA
Messenger RNA from Linnemannia hyalina, 1842 nucleotides. The record is from the annotation of a GenBank genome assembly. NCBI's taxonomy places the organism in Eukaryota, Fungi, Mortierellomycota, Mortierellomycetes, Mortierellales, Mortierellaceae.